Nicotiana attenuata is the source of this 1500-nucleotide messenger RNA. RefSeq lists its product as uncharacterized. The coding region runs from base 1 to 1500 and encodes 499 amino acids. The transcript has 5 exons. The record is from RefSeq and is a predicted model, not a curated record. Lineage: Eukaryota; Viridiplantae; Streptophyta; Magnoliopsida; Solanales; Solanaceae. Gene Ontology annotation, molecular function: RNA-DNA hybrid ribonuclease activity; nucleic acid binding.
AUGAAGACCAUCCCCUCCAGCUUGUACCAAGUUAUCAAAUUUCCCACACCAUGGGGAGUGUUUAGCAUACGAGAGGAACAACGCAUUUCCCGAGAAUGCUAUCGCAUUGCCCAGGAUUACAUGCCAGGUAUCCCAAAGGAGAUAGCGACACACAAGUUUAAUGUCGAUCUAUUUUACCCCCUAGUAAGGCAAGUUAGGCGGAAGUUCAACUCCGCAAUAAACGAUGCAGUCUGCGAGGAGGUUGAAAAAUUGCUGGAAAACGGCUCCAUCAGUGAAUCAAAAUACCCCCAAUGGGUUGCCAACCUCAUUGACGCAAUAAUCGGACACGAGCUGCUAAGCUUCUUAGAUGCAUACUCGGGCUAUAACCAGAUCCUCAUAGAGGAGGAAGACCAGGAGAAGACCACCUUCAUCACCCACCAAGGAAUGUAUUGCUGCAGGGUGAUGCUUUUUGGACUGAAAAAUGCGGGGGCAACAUAUCAAAGGUUGGUGACAAGAAUAUUCAAAGACCAACUCGGCAAAACCAUGGAGGUCUACAUAGAUGAUAUGUUGGUCAAAUCCAGACGAAAAGAAGAUCACAUCGACCAUCAGAAGGAGGCCUUCGGCAUACUCAGGCGAUACGGGAUGAAAUUAAACCCUGAGAAGUGUGCGUUCGGCGUAACCUCAGGAAAAAUUUUGGGUUUCCUGGUUUAUAAGCUGACCGGCCGCAUCGCCGCCUUGUCGAGGUUCAUCUCACGAUUGUCUAACAAGUGUCAUAAAUUUUUUGGCGUACUCAAGAAGGACAACGGUCUCCUAUGGACAUCCGAGUGCGUUCAAGCACUGAAGGAGUUAAAGGCUUAUCUAUCGUCACCACCAUUGCUCGCCAAAGCAGAACCUGGAGAAUGUCUCCUCGUCUACCAUGCCGUAUCCGAAGUAGCAGUAAGCGCAAUCCUGGUCCGAGAAGAGAAAGUCACAACUUUCCCCUUGAGAUGUAUUUUACAUAAACCUGAGCUAUCGGGAAGGUUAGCUAAGUGGGCUAUAGAAUUGAGCGAGCAUGAUAUCACGUAUCACCCCCGGACGGUGAUAAAAUCACAAGUCCUCUACGACUUUGUCGCCGACUUUAGCGCAAAAAUAAUGCCUGAAGUAGAAAAAGAAAUCGCCCAUGCUUCUCCGCCUACACAAGAUCAAUGGAUUUUGUACACCGACAGCGCUUCCAAUGCGUCAGGAUCCGGAUUAGGACUCGUGCUCGAGGUCCCGACAGGAAAAGUAAUUCGCCAGUCCAUAAGGUGCCCAGACAUGACUAACAAUAAGGCCGAGUAUGAGGCCGUGAUUACUGAAUUGAAGCUAGAACUCAAGUACAGGGCUAGGCGGGUCAUCCUACGAUGUGACUCGCAGCUCGUCGUCAACCAAGUCACAGGGACUUUCCAGAGCAAAGGCUGCAAAAAUACCAAGCCGAAAUUUGCAAAUUACUGCCCGAGUUUGAUGAAUGCCAACUCGACCAAAUCCUUCGGAGACAAAACAUAG